GGGUAGGUAUCUAUGUUUGAAAACCAGGAGCGCUGUCAUUUGUUUCCCAGCCGGAGUGUUUUUCCUGCGACACCUUUCAUUUCUCCAGAACAGUUGUGUUUUCGCUCCAACAUGUCGAGUUCCUACAAAAGCAGGAUUCAGGAGUUUAAUACGGCACUGAGCGAGGAGAAGCUGGACCUGAAGGCACUACGGGAGCUCUGCUUCACUGGAAUUCCUUUCGAGGGGGGGAUUCGCUCUCUGUGCUGGAAGAUCUUGUUGAACUACCUGCCCCUGGACCAGACAUUAUGGGACUCUUUCCUGAAGAAGCAGAGGGAGAUUUAUUCCCAGUUUCUAAAGGAGAUGAUCAUCCAGCCGGGAAUCGCUAAAGCUAACCUGGGUCUCUCCAGAGAGGACGUGACCAUGGAGGAUCAUCCUUUAAAUCCAAACCCUGAGAGUCGAUGGAACAACUACUUUAAGGAUAACGAGGUUCUGUUACAGAUCGAUAAAGACGUCAGGCGUUUAUAUCCUGACAUGGCGUUCUUCCAGAGACCCACAGAGUUUCCCUGUCAGCUGAUCCUCGACUCACAGAAUGAGUACGAAACUCUGCGCAGACGCGUAGAACAAACCACACUUAAAGCUCAGACUGUGAACCGCAACCGCAGCGGAGUCACCAAUGUGAGUUCUCCUGGCAAGGCACUGAACCUGUACCCAUCCAACGAGUACGAGGUUUUGCCGAACGGCUGCGAGGCGCACUGGGAGGUUGUGGAGCGAAUCCUGUUCAUCUACGCCAAGCUGAACCCGGGCAUCGCCUACGUACAGGGCAUGAACGAGAUCGUCGGGCCGAUCUACUACACCUUUGCCACCGACCCUAACACACCAUGGAAAGAGCACGCGGAGGCCGACACGUUCUUCUGUUUUACUAAUCUGAUGUCGGAGAACCGCGAUAACUUCAUUAAGAGUCUGGACGACUCGCAGUGCGGCAUCACGUACAAGAUGGAGAGCGUCUUCUCCAUGCUGAAGGAGAAGGACAUGGAGCUGUACAUGAAACUGCAGGAGCAGAACAUCAAGCCACAGUACUUUACAUUCCGCUGGCUGACUCUGCUGCUCUCUCAGGAAUUUCUGCUUCCGGAUGUGAUCCGGAUUUGGGAUUCACUUUUCUCCGAUCAGGAUCGUUUCUACUUCCUCAUUAUCGUCUGCUGCGCCAUGCUCACUUUAAUCCGUGAUCAGUUGUUGGCAGGAGACUUUACAACGAACAUGAGGUUACUCCAGGAUUACCCCAUUUCAGACGUACACACCAUCCUGACUAAGGCUAAGGAGCUGCAGGACGGCUCGUAGCUCACACACACUCCUCAUGGAGAGAAACCACGGCAACCAGAAUCCACAACGACAACCAGAGCAGUGCCCCAUUGUGUCCUGGGAAGGAUGUCAUCAUUCUGCCCGUUGCAUUAUGGGAAAUUACGAGAGAAAACCUUAUGGCUCAACCUACGGCUCUCUCGUAGUCAGACUCACUGACUGUGUGUGUGUGUGUGUGUGUGUUGUGUGUGCGUGUGUGUGUGCGUGCUAUCGAUUGCACUGAACACUAAAAGGAAAUGGCUGUGUUUGUACCACUCUCCAAAUCUGCAAUCCAAGUGAAGGGUUCUUAGUGUUUUGGUUUUUUUUUUCUUUUUUCCUUGUUGUGUUUUUGUUUUUUUGUUUUUUUAAAUAAUUUUACUUUAUAAACGUCUUCUUUUUAUUUUAUCUUUUUUUUUACGACGGACGUUCGUGACGGAAAGUUAGCAGCAGCAUGUGCUAAUAAUCAGUUAUAAGAUUUUUGAGGCCAAAAAAAAAAAAAUGCAAACAAGACACACGUCUAUCUCGACACUCCAGUGUUACUGUUGCUAUGGUUACGUUUUUGGCAGAUUUUUAUCUUUCUGGCUGCUCAACAUUUAAACUCUAUGCUAUAAGGCAAUAAGGAAGAAUCAACACGGGGCUGUAAACAGUGUGGUGUUAAGUGUGUCCUAAUAAUGUGUCACCCCACAGAGCUGCCGAGUUCUGAUUGGUCAGCGCUGACGGUACCUAAGGUUUAAUAUUACAGGAAUAUGAAAGCCCCCUCUCUUAUACGUUAGCGUUUCUAUAGUAACGGCUCGGUCACAGGGACGUAUACAGAGGACACUGAUAAUAAUCCGUUUAAAGAGUGUUAGUUUAUGUACGUUAAUGGAAGGAUUCUCCAGGGUGAGCAGCGUGUAGAUUUCCCACAUCUUCGGGACAGGAGUUUAAACUGUGGGGUUUUUUUUAAUCACUAACUUCAGGAAUAAAAGUAAGAGCAGGAACUAAUUUUCCCCCCGAUUCUUCACAGCUGUACAGGAUUAAGAGUGAGGUGUAAGAGGAAUAAAACACUCAGGACAUGAUGUAAUAGGAAGAUAAUCAGCGUGAUGACAGUAACUCUGUUUCAUCACACAAUCCCCACACUGCUGAGUUAUUCAGUGUGACACCGGCAUGGUGAACUGAAGUUCUGAGCGUUAAGCCGAAUACAGGGACGUGCUGAAACAUCCUCGUCCAGAGUAAAGGAUAAAGAAGGAGAGAGGACGGUGUUGUGUGUGUUGGAAUUAUUGUGUCGUGUAAAUUAUUGGCUGAGGAUGAGUCAACACUGUAAAUCUCCAUAUACUCCAUAACCUUUUAUUAUUAUUCAUGAUAUCAUUCCAAGUCCUGAUGUAUGUAUUGUGUGUGUGUGUGUGUGUGUGUGUGUGUGUGUGUGUGUGUGUGUGUGUGUGUGUGUGUGUGUGUGUUUAGUAAACCAAUGAUACCUUUUUCACUGACAUGUAGCCCGCUCUGGUCCGGUUCUCUGAAGUCAUACGUAAUCGUGUGUAGAGAUUAAGAGCGUCAUUUAUUUUACUUUCCAAUCUCAGACCCCUUCAUCAUUUUAAUGAUUUGAUUGACAGGCGUUAACUCGACCAGUUGCAGACUUUAUCAGUAGUUCUGUUCAGGCUCUGCUACUGGAUUUAACACCAUAAUUAAUGGUUUAGUGUAACAUUGACUUUAGAUCACUGGUUCUGCUGAAAGAGGCUGGACCUCUACGUUCCUGCUGGAACAUGGCCAUGGCCUCUGCACCCGUCAGUGCUAAAGGUAAGGUGGCGUCUUUUGCCAGUCGUUCCUAGUAAAGGAGGCGUGGCUGAGGAGAUAGAGGUGUGGCCUCUGUACCUGUCAGUGCUAAAUAAGGUCUGUAGUUUACAGCGAAGAAGGUGUGGCAUAUAUGUCUUGUCAGAUCAAAGGAAAGGGGUGUGGACUUGAUUAAAGGAGGUGUGGCCUGUUAGUUCCUGUGAAGGAGGUGUGGCUUCUUGAUUAGAAUGAGAGAGACUCACUCUUCUGCUGAAUGAGGACGGUUCCAGAUCAAGGUCCAGCACCGUGUCUGUGGAAAAGCAUUACGAGUUUAUUAACCACCUACUAAUCCUGGUGAUAUAUUAGCAUAGAUGCUAUUUAACCUGCUAAUGUGUGUUUCUCUGCUGCCUCUGAUGCUAACCUUUAACACAGCAUGUAGACGUCUACGCCGUUUCUUUCCCUCGUCUCCGAAACGGAACCGAAAAAGACGUAAUGUAGCCGAACUGAUGCACAAAGCGGCACGUACUGAUACCUGCCUUCAGAAAAGUGUUAGCAAUAUCACACACACACACACACACACGACUACAAACUACGACAUUAUCAUUGUUCUGUUCAGUAAAACUUCUACGUUCUCCACCUUCCUAAUGCCACAGAUCUGAUCUGACUGCCUGAGAUCAUGACUGUCCUGCUUUAGGAGGCCUUAUGAGUGACCUUAAUGUCCGUGAUGAGAAUAUUGCAGUAUAAUCGUGGGGUUGAUUACAGACACAUGCUUCUGAAUCACAGUCACACUUUCCAGACUGAUUUAUUAAAUGUUCCACACAAAAAGGGACGAGAAAUGCAGAUUUACUGAAUGUGUUUCUUUUACCGUAUGAUUUAAAUGUUUUUGUGAUGCUUUCUGAUGAUUUUAACACUAAAGUGUUGCUUUUGGAAAAUCGA
Molecule: messenger RNA, 3990 nt
Organism: Tachysurus fulvidraco (yellow catfish)
Lineage: Eukaryota; Metazoa; Chordata; Actinopteri; Siluriformes; Bagridae
Gene: tbc1d13
Product: TBC1 domain family, member 13
Exons: 12
Coding region: 13-1314 (433 amino acids)
Biological process (GO): activation of GTPase activity; intracellular protein transport
Molecular function (GO): GTPase activator activity
Source: RefSeq, a predicted model, not a curated record